AUGUCUGCCGAGGAGGAUCUCAUCGACUACUCCGACGAGGAGCUUCAGACCACUGAGCCCACCGCCACCACCACUGACGCCGCCGCUGCCAACGGUGACGCAAAGAAGGCAGAUGGCGCCGCCCCUGCUGCAGGCGCUGCCACCAAGGGCAGUUACGUUGGUAUCCACUCGACUGGUUUCCGUGAUUUCCUGUUGAAGCCCGAGCUUCUUCGCGCCAUUACCGACUGCGGUUUCGAGCAUCCUUCGGAGGUCCAACAGGAGUGCAUUCCUCAAGCCAUCCUCGGCAACGAUGUUAUCUGCCAGGCCAAGUCCGGUUUGGGAAAGACUGCCGUCUUCGUCCUCGCAACUCUUCAACAGAUGGAGCCCAUUGAGGGUGAGACCUCGGUCCUGGUUAUGUGCCACACCCGUGAGCUCGCCUACCAGAUCAAGAACGAAUACGCCAGAUUCACAAAGUACAUGCCCGACGUCAAGACCGCCGUCUUCUACGGUGGUACUCCCAUGCAGAAGGACAUUGAGCUCCUCUCCAACAAGGAGACUCACCCUCACAUCAUCGUCGCCACUCCCGGUCGUCUGAACGCCCUCGUCAGAGACAAGAAGCUCCGCCUCGGCAACAUCCAGCGCUUCGUCCUCGAUGAGUGUGACAAGAUGCUCGACCAGAUUGAGAUCUUCCGUGCCACCCCAACACAGAAGCAGGUUAUGAUGUUCUCGGCCACUCUCUCUCAGGAGACCCGUCCCAUUUGCAAGAAGUUCAUGCGUAACCCUCUGGAGAUCUACGUCGACGACGAGACCAAGCUCACCCUCCACGGUCUUCAGCAAUACUACAUCAAGCUUAGCGAGGCUGAGAAGAACCGCAAGCUCAACGACCUCCUCGACGAGCUGGAAUUCAACCAGGUCAUCAUCUUCGUUAAGAGCACUCUCCGUGCCACCGAGCUCGACAAGCUUCUGCGCGAGUGCAACUUCCCCAGUAUCGCUGUCCACUCUGGUGUCUCCCAAGAGGAGCGGUACCGCUACAAGGAGUUCAAGGAGUUCAACAAGCGUAUCUGUGUCGCUACCGACGUCUUCGGUCGUGGUAUCGAUAUCGAGCGUAUCAACCUUGCCAUCAACUACGAUCUUCCUGGUGACGCCGACUCCUACCUUCACCGUGUCGGUCGUGCUGGUCGUUUCGGUACCAAGGGUCUCAGUAUCUCCUUCGUCAGCAGCGAGCAAGAUCAGGAGGUUCUCAAGACUAUUGAGAAGAGAUUCGAAUUCCCCGAGGGCGGUAUCGACUCCAAGAGCUACAUGGCCAACUAA
This is a messenger RNA of Aureobasidium musti, 1290 nucleotides long. The record is from the annotation of a GenBank genome assembly. Lineage: Eukaryota; Fungi; Ascomycota; Dothideomycetes; Dothideales; Saccotheciaceae.